AUGGCUACCCCGUCGACUGGCGGCACCAAGUUUUCCGAGAAACCUCCAGCGCCACUCCCACCUGACCAACAAGCUGCAUUGGACAAAUCUCCCUCCCAAACUAUCGGAGGAAAUCAAGUGACCGCUAAACCCACCCAAGCAUGGAAAAGCUUUCUCUCUGGUGGCUUCGGUGGCAUUUGUGCGGUGUUGGUCGGCCAGCCUUUUGAUUUAACCAAGACCAGACUACAGACUGCCCAACCUGGUCAGUAUUCUGGAACGAUGGAUGUGGUUCGAAGGACAUUCGCCAAGGACGGGGUCUCAGGAUUCUACAGAGGAAUGAGUAGUCCUCUAGCGGGGGUUACACCCAUGUUUGCCGUUUCCUUUUGGGGAUAUGCAAUGGGAAAGAAUUUGGUGUAUUCGUUUACUCCAGCUCGAACCUCCAAGGAGCUGACAUACUCCGAGUACGCUAUUGCUGGUGGAUUUAGUGCUCUGCCAACUACUCUGAUAGCUGCUCCGAUCGAGAGAAUCAAAGUCUUACUACAAGUCGAUGGUCAAAGCGCUGGUCAACAAAAGUAUUCGGGUGCAAUCGAUUGUGUACGGCAGGUUUACAAGGAAGGCGGUGUCAAAAGCAUUUUCCGAGGCUCACUUGCCACAGUCGUACGUGAUGCACCUGGUAGCGCUGCAUACUUUGUUGCUUACGAAGCGGCGAAGAAAGCGCUGACUCCAGCCGGCUCCGAUCCUACAAAACUCAACUUGACUGCUAUCUGCGCAUCGGGAGGCUUUGCUGGUAUUGCCAUGUGGUCAAUUGCUAUCCCCCCUGAUGUGAUUAAAUCUCGGCUUCAAUCUGCACCAGAAGGGGCUUAUUCUGGGUUCAUCGAUUGUGCGAAGCAAACGGUGAAAGCAGAUGGACCUAAAGCUUUAUUUAAAGGUCUUGGUCCAGCUAUGUGGAGAGCUGUCCCGGCCAAUGCUGCCACCUUCUUAGGGGUAGAGCUGGCUUUAUCUGCCCUUAACAAAUCAAUCGCAUUGCAUCCAACGCGCAUGGUAGUGAUGUAUUAUACAACCAAUUGUAAUCUCGUCCUGAACCCCGAGGAAAACCGAAGAAAGACAGAAUAA
Molecule: messenger RNA, 1092 nt
Organism: Puccinia triticina
Lineage: Eukaryota; Fungi; Basidiomycota; Pucciniomycetes; Pucciniales; Pucciniaceae
Exons: 11
Coding region: 1-1092 (363 amino acids)
Biological process (GO): mitochondrial transport; carnitine transmembrane transport
Cellular component (GO): mitochondrial envelope
Molecular function (GO): O-acyl-L-carnitine transmembrane transporter activity
Source: RefSeq, a predicted model, not a curated record